AUGGCUGACACACCACAAUCCAGCACUUCCCCAGAGUCGGGAGAGGAACCCACUGGCACAACGGGCGGUAAUCAAUCUGCUUCUAAACUCCCGGCUUCCAAGGAUAAAGAGUGUCCCUACUGCCACCAGCAGUUCACAUCGUCCUCCCUCGGCCGUCAUCUGGAUCAAUUCAUCUCAAAGAAAAAGCCUGAUGGCAUCCACAAUGUCGAUGAGAUCCGUCGCAUGCGAGGUGGUAUCACAAGACGCACUGCCCGAGGCGGAAAGAGAGACAGCGCUCCUGGAGAUCGCGACGACACCCGCUCUCCUCGUCACAGUCCCCCACCUCCCUCAGAGCCAGCCGUGUCAACCGUGUCGACUGACAACUUGAACCGUGUUCCUCCAGGAGGCAUUCAAUCCCGCAUCAACAGACUCAAUUGGUUGUCCACUGGCGUCAUCAACGAUCCUACCUCUCUCGAUUCCCCUAUGCCAAAUGCUCCGCCCACACCCGCCCUUGUCCAUAGUCCUUCUAUAGGAACCAAGCGCACCUUCACCAUGUAUUCGCAAGACCUAACCACCGCCGAAACAAAUCGGGCUCUUGAGCUCUCCUUGCGUGAGGUCUUGGAUUCCUUGCGCGCUGCUACCAAACAUGCGACUCCGAAACCGAGUCCGUUCAAGUUCGAUGUUCAGAGUCAAACAUAUCCCGGCCUCUGCUUGAAAGUUUUGUCCCCUCCAGCAACCUUGUUUCAAACGAGUCCAUUUAGUACUCCCACCAGCAUUCCGAUCUCUCCGCCAGGCCCAGAUCAGCUAGCACCACUCCGGCAAAAACUCACCAGUACCAUUGACUAUUGGAAAUGGCAGGCCCUACGUCUUGCCCAACCCACCACGUCAAAUAUAGCCGAAGAGGCAGAUUUCCUGACCCAGAGCGCCACGCAAUGGACGGAGAGUACAAUGGCUCACCUCGAGGCCAGUUUCCAGAAUUGGAUGGCACAUCCCAUUGAGAUCCGCAACUUGUUGUGGCAGGUGGAGCUUUUACGAGCUUACAGCACCGAACAGCAAAAGGCGACCGAACUGGAGGAAAGGAUCGAAAGUCUCAAACAGGAGGCCACCCAGUUACAGCAGCAGGUGGAAUAUUUGAGUCGCUGCCAAUGGCCUCGAGAGAUGGCCCUCUGGCCGCCCAAACGCAAACCGUUUGGACACAAAAUGCGUGAAGAGAUCCGACUGAUCAAUCUGAACAAACUGCCUGCGCCCGAUGGUGUUGAAGAUAUGGUAGAAAUACCCGAUAACAUCCAUACUCGAGGGGACAAAUGGGAUUUUGAUAAGCUUGUGUCCAAGUGGAAGUCUUACAUCAAGGAAGAUAAAAAUCGCCGAAUCCCCCCAGUGCAAUCCAGUGCGACACCAACCGAAGGGCCAUCCAUCAAGAUUGCCGAUUACCACAAGUCUUACGUUGAGUCUCCGGUCAACGGCGUAUCCAUGAAUGGUCCCUCACCUAAUGGGAUGGAAGAAAGACGUCGGAGUACGAGAAAUCAAAAGGGCAAUAUAAGCAUUGUCUCGGACUAUUAA
Exophiala bonariae is the source of this 1539-nucleotide messenger RNA. RefSeq lists its product as uncharacterized. The record is from RefSeq and is a predicted model, not a curated record. The transcript has a single exon. NCBI's taxonomy places the organism in Eukaryota, Fungi, Ascomycota, Eurotiomycetes, Chaetothyriales, Herpotrichiellaceae. Bases 1 to 1539 code for a protein of 512 amino acids.